AUAAUAAAAAUAACCAUCGGUAUUCAUAGCACUAGUAAAAAUACAUUUUCCCGCCAAUUCAAGUAAAGGUGAAAUCAAGUAAGGCAGAGCCAUCUAGUGUAGAGACAUUUCACAAAAAAAUAAAAAAAAUGAGCACAGCAUUUUCCCCAUUUUUUGUUCAUUUUUACCCGGCGUGAAUGGGUUAAAAUAAUUUUCUUCAGGGUUGCAUAUCAAGGGAAGAAUAGCUUUGUCGAUAAUGAAACCACUACCAGCCGUGCCGAUCUUGGACCUGACUCUUAACUGCACAGAUGAAACAGGAGUGGACUGGGUGUGCCAGGCUGUCAAAGCACUACAACCUGUUGGCGACCACCAGGGAUACAGUGCUCUUAAGUUCCCAGGUGCUGCAGAGAACAUAGCUGUGUGUGAACAGCUGCUGAAUGGCCUGGCUAGCAGUGGGAUUAAAGUGAGGGAAGGGUUGGAGUUUUCCCCACCUGUGAGGACAGUGGAGAAAAAAAGACUCAAAGCCCUCUGCAAAAAACGGCUGGGCUGGCAGCUUGAUGUGAAGGAGGAGGAAGAUAUUUGGAAAAUUUGGUGGUCUCGGAAUAUAGGAUGAGCAUGAUUUGCAGGCCAGAUGUUUUAGAAGUUUGUACCAAUCCAUUUUGUAAAGAAAACCUGUUCCACUUUUAAGAGAUUCUGUUACAGUUACACAGUUGUUUUAAAUAUUUAUAGUAAUAGCAAUUUCCUAGUGUCUCUUUUGAUUUUAACAGAUGAGAUCAUUUUUGUGAUGUGAAUAAGAAUUUUUUUGCAAAAGAGGGUGAAUACUGUAUACAUAUAUUAUUAUGUGAAGAGAUGAUUUUUAUAUUAUA
Messenger RNA from Penaeus indicus, 845 nucleotides. RefSeq lists its product as uncharacterized. The transcript is spliced from 3 exons. Lineage: Eukaryota; Metazoa; Arthropoda; Malacostraca; Decapoda; Penaeidae. The record is from RefSeq and is a predicted model, not a curated record. The coding region runs from base 236 to 592 and encodes 118 amino acids.